This is a messenger RNA of Beauveria bassiana ARSEF 2860, 2514 nucleotides long. RefSeq lists its product as uncharacterized. The transcript has 3 exons. NCBI's taxonomy places the organism in Eukaryota, Fungi, Ascomycota, Sordariomycetes, Hypocreales, Cordycipitaceae. The coding region runs from base 1 to 2514 and encodes 837 amino acids. Gene Ontology annotation, cellular component: fungal-type vacuole membrane. The record is from RefSeq and is a predicted model, not a curated record.
AUGCCUCCCAGGAAAGCAUCAAAUAAUCGCUCAGAGGAGCGAGCCGCCGAGUCUGAGCCCCUUCUUUCCAGCGAUUCCAACGCUGCCGACAACACAUACGGCUCGCAAAUGGUGAUAAACGAUGCCGCCAGCGAUGCUGCCUCUUCACAGCCGCCUCUCAAGCCCAAGCAGAGCAAGCGACGAUGGCCUUCUCUGAUUGCCAUAUUGCUUCUUGGAUCCACCUUUAUUACCGUCAUUAUCCUUGGCUUCAUUGUCCCGCCCGCCGUACAGACCUACAUCGAAAAGGCCGUCGUCCUAGAGCCCACCGGACUCUCUCUCGAUUCAAUUAGCUUUACCGGCAUCCGUGCCCGUGUCCAGGGCAACUUCCGCAUGGACCCCACGCGCGUCGAGGAUGACACGGCGCGCAGGGUUGGGCGCAUUGCCAUGAGAAUCAUGAGAACUGUGGCCGCCGAGCAGACACACAUCAAGCUCUACGUCCCCGGCUACGGCAACGCUAUGGUCGGUUCCGCCGUUGUGCCACCUCUAGAUCUUAAUCUUGUGGAUGGUCAAAAUACCUUUAUCGACGUCGUCACCGACAUGAAGCUCGGAGAUAACGCCAGCAUCAAGAAGAUUGUCAACGAUUGGCUCACUGGCAAAAUUAAAGAGCUGGAAGUCAAGACUGCAACAGCCCUGCAGCUCAAGUCGGGAUUUAUUCCCCUCGGAACUCAUGAUAUCGUGGAAAGCAUGGUUUUAGAAGCCAAAGAUGCUCCUUCGAUCCCCGAAUACAGUAUUCAGCACCUCAAUUUUCACCAAGUCCCUCUGGGCCAUGGAGAUAGUCAGGGCAUUGGCGCAAAUGUUUCAGUCGCCGUGCAAAAUGAAUAUUCCGUGUCCUUGACUGUGCCCCGUGUCGGCUUCGAGGUCCUCAUAUCCGGCUGCUCGCCUGACGAUCCCAAAAUCGCUGUCGGUACUGGCAGGUCCAGUGUUAUCCAAGUGAAACCAAAAACGGAAAUCACGGUUGAGGCUUCUGGCUUGAUCCGCAAGUUGCCACAGAGACUUACGCAAGCAUGCCCUGUGUCGGAGCUGUCUCCACUUGAUGAAUUUCUCAAACAUUACCUCGGUGGUGAAAAUGCUCAGAUCUUUGUACGGGGCAAGCAGCCCAGCGAUUCUGAGCUUCCCGGGUGGCUGGGCGAUCUAUUAGAGAGCGUGACCGUCCCAAUUGACUUUCCCGGAAGUUCCUUUGAUAAUUUGCUUCGGAACUUUUCCUUGACCGAUGUCGACUUUUCACUCCCGAGCCCCUUCGAGCCGCAGGGCAAGCCUCGCGUGUCCGGCACCGUCGUCGCCGUCGCAGCCUUGCCAGAGGGCAUGAAUGUAGAUCUGGGAGUUCAAAGCAUCAGAUCACAAGGCAACCUCUUUUACAAGGAUAAGAAAUUCGGCGAACUCAACCUGCGCAAGUGGCAAAAGGCCGCCUCUCACAAGCUAGAAUCCGAUGCUAAAGAAAUCCUUAUUGAGAUAACGUCUCGCGUCGACAACGCCCCAAUCGACAUUACCGACAACGACGUCUUUUCUUCACUCGCAAGUGAAUACCUCUUUGGUUCCGACAGUAUAAUCGUCCAUGCCCGCGCCAAACUAGAUGCCAAUGUCGACACCGUCCUCGGCGCUGUGGUCAUCAAGGACAUCCCUGCAGAGGGCAAGAUUCCCGUCAAUGGGCUUUCGGGGGGGCUCAUUGGCAACUUCAAGCCGCGCAUCGGGAAUAUUCGGAUCCGAAAUACGACCUUGACUGCUAUCAAUCUGGAGUGCGCUGUUGCUUUUACGAAUCCCACGCCAUACACGGUCUUUGUGCCCUAUGUAAAUCUGCACCUCGUCUCUGAUGAAAACAUCUUGGGGAACGUCACUGUGAAGGACCUGCUGGUCGGCGACGGCAAUGUCACCGACACUGCGGUCAGCGCUUCAUGGAACCCAGCAGGACUGGGUGGCGACACGAGCCGUGAAGCCGGCCGUAAACUCAUCUCGGGCUACAUUUCUGGCAAGAAUACGAGUUUCACAUUACGCUCCCAUCGCGGCAGCUUACCCAAUCUGCCAGAGCUCGGCGAAGCUCUAUCCAGAAUCAACUUGACUUUUCCCGCUCCUCGUCUCGAGCUCCCCGGUGACGGCCCCAAGAACGACAAGUCCGACGGGUUCCUCCGCGAUGCCAUCUUUCACCUCCUCACCUCAUCUGCGAGCUUUGUGCUAGCCUCGCCACUGCGCCAAAACACGAUCCACAUCCAGCACAUUACUGCCACCGCGUUCUACAAUCACACCGAACCCGUUGCGCGCAUCGAACACAGCGAGGAGUUUGACGUGCCACCGGGGUUGUCGGAGACGCCGCGGCUCGACGUGCAGUGGUCGCUUGAGAGCGUGGGCUACGGCAAACUGCGCGAGGCCCUGGGAGGGUCGCUGCGACUAGAUGCGCUGGCGCAGAUUACCCUGCGGAUCGGGCAAUGGAUCGAGACGGUGCAGUAUCAAGGGCGCGGUAUUGGAGCCAAGGUUCGACUUUGA